CUGCCAACUGCCGUUUAACCUCAUCGAAGAAGAAGAGAGCGCAACGACGGAUAGACGAGAACGUCUUUGGCGCAAGGUUGGUUUCUUCAGAUUUUGACCACGCCCACUGCUGAAUGCGGAAGUCACCAGUUGCUGCUGUUUGUGUGCAUGAAGGGCAUUUUUGCUUGCUAACUGAACAACCAACAGGUGUAGCUGACAUUUGCUAGCUAGUUAGCUACCUGCUGACGUACCUUACUACAGGUUUUAGAGAACUUUCCCUUGAUGUGAACUGAAGAUUGUACUGCUCCCCAACAUGUCACAUACACAAGCACACAGUUACACACUGAUUACAAAGUGUGUGUGCAUGAUCAUCACACAACUCUUUGCCUCUGGACAUGCAGUAGAAAUGACAAAAGAUGGAACACAGAACCGUUCUCUGGUAUCCAUCCACUACCUUGCCAGUUUACCUACUCUCCGGGAUAUUAUAGCGAAAGAGGGAGCCAGCACUCUGAUUGAGUGCAAUGUCACUGGAAAGCCAGAUGACAUUCAGUGGUACAAUUCCAAAGGGCACGUUCUGGAUGCGGAAGAGGGAGGUGGGAAAUGGCUGAUUCAGGACAAGGGCGUUUUAAAUAUCACAACGGUCAGUUUUGAAGACCGAGGCCGAUACACCUGCAUAGCCUCCAGCUCGGCAGGGACCUCCAACUACACCAUCACCUUACGGGUGGCCUACGUCCACAGCGGCCUGGGCCUGUACUACGUCAUUGUGUGUCUCAUCGCCUUCACCAUCACCAUGAUCCUCAAUGUCACGCGCCUCUGCAUGGUCAGCAGUCACCUGAAGAAGACGGAGAAGGCCAUCAACGAGUUCUUCCGCACUGAGGGAGCUGAGAAACUCCAGAAGGCCUACGAGAUAGCCAAGCGCAUCCCCAUCAUUACCUCAGCCAAGACCAUGGAGUGGGCCAAGGUCACCCAGCUCAAGACCAUGGAGUUUGCCCGCCACAUGGAGGAGCUGGCCCGCAGUGUGCCACUUCCCCAGACCAUCCUCAGUUGCAGGGCCUUUGUGGAGGAGGUUAUGGAGACGGUGCACACCUCGGUGGGGGCGACAAGCCUCCAGAAAGCUAUAGAGCCAGCCAACCUAGAGGGGAGAGGUAAAACCUGUGAGGUCCAGAUGUCAGCAGAGCAGCAGGGCCCAGCAGCACAUGGCAGAGAGGAUGUUGAUGGUACCAUUGAAAACAGCCUGGACAUUGAGGUGUCUGUACACCCUAUGUCCAAGUGUGAGGAUGAGAAGUGGGCUGAAGGGGAUGAGGUGUCUGUACCCUUGCUGGGGCCAUGCUCCAGUGGGAGUGUGGCUUAUGAAAGUCGCAUUUAGUCGUGCCAGUCAGGUCUUUACAACUAAUAUUUUCCAGUUAGUUGAGAGGUCAAAAGCAAAGGGCUGCUCAGAUGGCAACCACAGAUGGUGGGAGUUGAGGUAUUUUGUGUUUAGGAUGCUACUGCCUCUAUUUCAUAGAGAAAAUACACUGGAUGAAACCUAAAGAUGUUUCAGAGAUAGGCCUUGUGGUUACUUCCCUACCUGAUAGCAGUGGUAUUUGAUAGCUAUGGUGGGAGGUGAUGAGAGGAUUGUGUUCUGUUUUUACAUCUUUAUUUACUUCACUACUUGCCUCAGUUUAAAGGAAGUAUUGAUUUGGUUGUUUGCUUGUGUGUUUAACUUAACAAAUUAGAAAAAAUAAGAAACCUGCACACUGCUCUUGCUAGUAUCACUGCUCUUUAUUAAGCUUUAUGUAUCAGCCUUCAAAAAGCUCUGACGAAGGCCUUGAGGCCGAUAUGUAAAGCUUAAUAAAGAGCAGUGAUACUAAUGAGUAGUGUGCGGGAUUCUUCUUUUUUCUCAUCUUAUUCAACUAUGCACCUGCAACAGAGAUGGCUCAGAUGUGCGAGUGCCUUUUUGAAUUUUGUAUCUUAACAAAUAACAUGUUAUUUUUAAAAUCACUUGGAAUAUGGGUUGCACAAGGCAAUCUAGCAAAUUAAGUACAAUUUUACUCGGUAAUCAGUGGUAUAAAGUACUUAAGUAAAAAAUACUUAAGUACUACUUAAGUAGUUUUUUGGGGUAUCUGUACUUUACUAUUUAUACUUUUAAAAACUUUUACUUCACUACAUUCCUAAAGAAAAUUAUGUACUUUUUACUCCAUAUGUUUUCCCUGACACCCAAAAGUACUCGUUAUGUUUUGAAUGCUUAGCAGGACAUGAAAAUGGUCUAAUUCACACAUUUAUCAAGAGAGCAUACCCGGUCACCCCUACUGUCUCUGAUCUGGCGGACUCACAAAGCACAUGCUUUGUUUGUAAAUUAUGUCUGAGUGUUGGUGCAUGCUCCUAGCUCUCCGUAAAUUAAAAAAACAAGGAAAUGUU
Messenger RNA from Oncorhynchus tshawytscha (Chinook salmon), 2376 nucleotides. Its product is annotated as microfibrillar-associated protein 3-like. The transcript has 4 exons. The coding region runs from base 293 to 1345 and encodes 350 amino acids. Lineage: Eukaryota; Metazoa; Chordata; Actinopteri; Salmoniformes; Salmonidae. The record is from RefSeq and is a predicted model, not a curated record.